This is a messenger RNA of Dentiscutata erythropus, 2583 nucleotides long. Lineage: Eukaryota; Fungi; Glomeromycota; Glomeromycetes; Diversisporales; Gigasporaceae. The record is from the annotation of a GenBank genome assembly.
UCAAUUUCUUCCUCAAGAUAAAGUGUGCGAGUUUGCGCAGAUGACACCACCGGAGUUACUUGUGCAAACUCAGAAGGCAGUUGGUGAGAAAGAAUUAAUUGAAUGGCACGAUACUCUUGUUCAGUUAAGAGAAGAAGAAAAAACUCUCACAACAUCAAUAAAGACUGAUAGUGAGCAGGUUGAAAAUCUCGAAAAGAGAAAUUCAGUUCUGGAAAAAGAUGUAACACGCUUCAGAGAAAGGGAAGCUAUAUUAAAACGGAUUCGAUUAUAUGAACUGCGUAUCCCUUUCGCCCGUUACGGUGUUGCAAAACAUAUGUAUGAUGUAGCAAAGCAGAAACGGGCGGAAACACACCUAGAGUACCAAAAUCUUGCUAAAGAGAAUGAACCUGCGACUACUAGAAAAGGUGAGCUCGAAGAAUUAGCAUCACGAGCUGCUAAAGAGAAAAAAAGAUGCACUGAAAUGUAUAACACAAAAAAACGAAAAAUGGAAGAAACUGCAAAUAGAUUAGAGCAAUCGGAAGCAACAAGUGAAAAUAUUCGAAGGGAUUUAGCAGAUCUCAAAAAAAAGGAAAGAACAAGAAAAAAUCGUAUUGCUCAACUUCGUAAUGAAAUCGCCGAAUUGGAAGAAAGAACUAGUUCCCCACCUUUAAGAAGUGAUGACUCUGAUAUUCGGCAAAAAAUGGAUGAUGUCGCACGUCGUUCAAGAGAAUUACAAUCACAGCUGAACGAUAAUAAGUUUAGCCAAGACGAAAUUAAUUUAACGGCCAGCAAUGUUGAUCGUGAGAUGCAAAGAGUAAAACAACAACUUAAAGAGCUUGAUGACGUAAAAAGGCGUCGCCUUGAAAGCAUUAGUCGUAUUGACUAUGACACUUUUCGAGCUUAUCAAUGGUUGCAACAAAAUCAGGAUAAAUUGUGUGGUCGCGUUUUUGGGCCAGUCUGUAUGGAAAUAAAUAUUAAGGAUAUGCAAUAUGCUGACGCAAUAGAGAACGCGCUAGGAAAUGUUAAUAAGAUAUUCGUAUGCGAAAUGGAACAAGAUUAUCACACAAUUACAAGAGAACUUUGCGAUAAUCGCCGCAUGAAAAUAAAUGUAUUUUUCCCUAGAGCAACAAUGGAUUCAUUUCCACCACCCAUGUCACACCAACAGCUUAGAUCUUAUGGCUUUGAAAAUUACCUUUUGGAUUUAAUAGAAGCACCGCCGCGACUGCAAGCAGCACUUUGUGAUAUGUCUAAAUUGCAUGCAAUUCCAUUGGCGAGGAAUGAGUCGGAUAUCAAUCAUGAUUUUAUUAAGGGCAAUAGAGCCUUUUUUAAAUAUUAUGCCGGGGAAACGUCUUAUUCGGUUUCGUUUUCCAAAUAUGGUCAAAAGUUUUCACAAGUCCUCACUAAUAGAAUAAGGCCAUCAAAGUUCUUCACUGCUACGAUGAAUCUCGAAGAAAAACAAGAACUUGAAAGACAACUCCACGGAUUUCAGAUAACGUUAAAUCAAUCUGAUCAAUCUCUCACUAGUCUAAGAAAAGAGUAUGGGAAUCUUCAAAAAUCCAUUGAUUUGUUGUACGGUGAACGGAAUACACUCAACGAAGAAAAACGCAAAAAUCAACUUGCUUUGAAAGAAUUUGAAAGGUUGAAAGUUAGACUUGGCACAAAAAGAGACCAAUUGCAACGUGAACUCGAACAACCCGCUUCAAUAAUGGACGAAGAAAAUGCAUUGAGAAGAGACUUUAGUAAAAUUGCGAAAAAGCGAGGACAACUUGUUAUACAAAUUAAAAAAAUUAUGGAGGAAUGCAUGCAGCUAUUUUCAGAGAGAAUUUUGGCAACAUUAAAGCAUAUGCAAGCUUCAUCAGAUCUCAAUGCUCUAGAAAGACAAACUCAAGACAGAGAUGAAGCAUUAAAACAGGCGCAUGCAAAGUUUUCAGAAGCUGAUGUAAGAUUUAAUAGAGCUAAAUCAGAAGCAAGGCGUUUACUUAACGAAGCGAAUGCUGGAAUUGAAGGUAUUGAUUCAGAAACUAGUCGCGCAUUACAAGAGCUUAGCCAGGGAAUGACACUUGAAGAACUUGAAGAUGCGGUUGCAAGUGAACGUGCUAAAGCUGAUUUACACUAUGCAAUUGAUUCACGUGUUAUUGAAACAUAUGAAACAAGGAAAGCUGAGAUUGAUUCAAUCAAGUCUAGAUUGUCAAUUAAAACAUCUCGAUUGGCGAAAUUGACUAGUGACUUAGUGACUCUGAGGGAAAAAUGGGAGCCACGACUGAAUUCUCUAGUUAAAGAAAUUAGUCAAGGAUUUUCUAAUGCGUUUGACCGUAUUGGAUGUGCUGGCGAGGUUCGUGUCAGUACCCACGAAGAUUAUGACAAAUGGGGUAUUGAUAUUUUGGUGAAAUUUAGAGAUAAUGAAAGACUCCAGGUAUUAACAGGUCAAAGGCAGUCAGGCGGUGAACGAUCUGUUUCAACAAUAAUGUACUUAAUGGCGCUACAAGAGCUGUCUAAAACUCCAUUUAGAGUUGUUGAUGAAAUAAAUCAAGGAAUGGAUCCUCGUAAUGAGCGAUUGGUACAUAGUCAAAUGGUUCAAACUGCUUGUCGCCCUAAUACAUCGCA